Messenger RNA from Micropterus dolomieu (smallmouth bass), 3559 nucleotides. RefSeq names its product thymic stromal cotransporter homolog. The transcript is spliced from 7 exons. Gene Ontology annotation, biological process: transmembrane transport. Gene Ontology annotation, molecular function: transmembrane transporter activity. Gene Ontology annotation, cellular component: membrane. Bases 150 to 1481 code for a protein of 443 amino acids. Lineage: Eukaryota; Metazoa; Chordata; Actinopteri; Centrarchiformes; Centrarchidae. The record is from RefSeq and is a predicted model, not a curated record.
CAUAACUUCCAGAGCCGGGCUGCUUUGUGAAAUUCUGCAACUCUUCACAGUCAGUCUGACUUUGACGCCUCAGUGGACGCUCUUAUUAUUCUUCGAAUAACUUAAAAAACAUACGCAAAAAAAAAAAAUAAAACAAGAAAAGUCUAACCAUGGUGCUGCCGACCCUCUGUCAAACUGCCUUCAUGGUGCUCCGGCAGAUAGAGCCGAUUCUGGUGAUGGAGCAGCUGGGCAGCACUCUCUUCGACACCGCCCUGCAGAUGGUGGUCAGGGACCGGAGUGCCAACGCCACCUACCCCGAUAUCUCCAGGGAGGACAGCCAGCAGAAAGCCAUGUCGAACUUCUAUAUGACCUACCGACUCAUCGUCCUGGUGACUCCGAUCUUACCCGCGCUGCUCCUCGCCCGGUUAGGUGACCGCGGCUGGAGGAGAGCCCCCAUCGUGGUGCCAUUGAGCGGGUACCUGCUGUCCAGGCUCGCCCUGCUCCUGGUGGUCGUCUUCCGCCUCCCGCUUGAGGUGAUGUUCGGCGCAGCGGCUGUGUUCGGGCUGUCCGGCGGGUUCUGCGCCUACUGGCCCGGCGUGAUGGCGCUGGCGUCUAUCGGCUCCACGGCGACUGACCGGUCCAAGGUGAUGAUGAGAGUGGAGCUGCUGUAUGGGAUUGCAGGUCUGGUGGGCAGUUUGGUGUCGGGUCAUCUGUUCCAGCUGUAUAGCUCCAGUUUGGACCAUGGAACCAUCUUGCUCAUUGUGAGCACACUGCUCCAUCUGCUCAGCCUUAUACACUCCAUAGUCAUGCUGCAGGUGAAACAAGUCCCGAACAGAGAGCCAGAGGAGAACCGCCACCUUCUUUUCCACACAUCCAGAAAUGAUGCAGUGGAGGUCCCUGCUGGGAUCAACCUGCUGAACGUGGCUCUGCUGUUUGCGGCUGCCGUGCUGUACGACGUUGCCGUGGGUGGAGCUAUAGAAAUACUGGGUGUCUUUGUACUGAAGCAGCCACUCAGUUGGAGCGCCACACAGGUGGGUUAUGGGAAUGCAGCGGGCUUCACGAUUUUCCUCACCAGUUUCCUGGGCGUCAUCGUGUUACGUCGCUACGUCAGCGACGUGAUGCUCGUCCUGAUUGGCAUGGUGUCAUUCGCCACUGGAAUUUACUUCAUGUCCUUUGUCACGGCAACCUACAUGUUCUAUCUCGCUCGCUCGCUCAACCUGUUUGCGCUCAUCCCGAUGCCAACUAUCAGAUCUCUGCUCUCACAGCAGGUUCCUGCAUCCUCAUGUGGCACCACUCUCACCUGCCUGCAGUUGGCUCUGAAGUUUGCCGGUCUGGCAUACAUCCCUGCCUUUACUAAGAUCUAUCAGAGAACUUUGGACUGGUUCCCAGGCUUCGUCUUCACGCUCUCCAGCAUCUUUACAGUCCUGGGAAUGAUACCCAUCAGUAUCGUCGGCUGUAGAUCACCUCAGAGGCGACAGUACGAGAGGAUUCCGGUAGACUGAUGGCACCGGCACCACCAGCAGUGAUUUAUAGAGGAGUGAGGACGGGAACUGAGACUUGAAAUGGGCAAAAGAAGAACGGUGUCUUAAAUCUCACUUCCUUUAAUAUUAAAACUAUAAACAGGAGUUCCUACAGGCCUCGGGCAGGUUCUUACGUUUGUGUCAGCGUUUUCUAUUAAAAAAAACAGAAAUCCUCUAAUGCCCGUGCAGACGUGUGCAUGCACGGAGAGGAUUGCAUGAAGAUAUCACAACCCAGUUUGACAAAGACUUUUAAAUUGUUGAACUGUUGACAGAGAUGCAAGCAAACAUCAUCAACCAAGGGAUUUCAUCACCCAGUGAAAGUCAUAACAAAGCAAAUGUGAUUUCAAGAUAAUGUGGAUUUGUCUGACGUCAAAAGUCCCUUGUGAGCUCCACCUAAAGAAGGAGAACGGACUAAAAAUGACUGACUUCACCUAUUUAAACAUGGUUCCUGUUGUGAACUGGCUUAAAGUGGAUCAAAUACAGUUUUUUAGCUGUAAUUAGCAAAUAUUUGAUACCAUUCUGAUUGACACUUUGCUGCGACUGGGCUGAUAAAGAAAUAUAAAGUUUGACAAUAUAAAUUUCCAGUAACAAUCUGCUGAUAUGUUAUAAGUGACAUAACUUUUUUACUGGGAAUAUGUACUUUGGCUUUUUUCUUUUUUUUCUGAAGUGCACACCAACAGUGAGUCGUCCGUAGACUUUGUUGCUGAAUUGUAGAUUUGACUGACUAGUAGUGAGAGUGUGGCCAAAAUAAGUCAUACCAACUGUUGCCUUUAGAAAAUAAAAACGCUUUGUAAAUAGAUUAAAAUAAAAAUAGAUGCACGUUACGUUUUUUGGAGUGCAACAAAAGUUACAUGCUCCAGGUCAGGAAAGGCUGUAUUGGUUAAGGAAAUUUUGUUGUUGAUAUUGGUGUUUUUAUCAUUUGUAUUUUUUAUAUAUUUUUUAAAUGUCCUUACAUGUUUACGCACAUGCAUUUGAUCAUAUUUAUUAUUUCUUUAUUUUUUUAUAGUAUGUGUGAUCAGUUCAUUUUGCAUUUGAUUGUAAAACACUUUAAACCACAGUAACCAAUGUGAAAGGUAGUUUUUAUGGUUUGAUAGUCUGACAUAUUGUUUGAAUUUUAGCUUGUGUGUUUUUGUGGUUGACAGCCAUAUUCACUGUGCAUGAAAUUAUCACCAUAUUGUAAAAAAAACCCAAAAACCUGAAAACUGAACUACCAGCUAGAUAUAAUAGUUCAUUUAUAUCUACAGUAAUUAUGCAUUUAAAACAAGAUCCCUGCAAGUUCCUUGUUAUUCAUGGUACCGAUCUGAAGGGAAGAAAGUACAGCUGGCAUUAUUUUUAAUUUAUAUAUUACAUUUAUUAUUGCACUUUUAGGUAGGUACAGUUUGUUGGUGUUUUUUUGUUUUUUUUAAAUAAACAUCUUUGAGGUUUGUUUGGAGGCUUGUAAUGACUAACUGUAUACAAUAUAUUAUGAAAUAACUUACAUUUUGUAACUUAAAGUUUUUAAAACAUUUAACAUGUAUCUAAACCAGUUCACCCUUUUAAGAACAUUAUUACUUUAAGCAUUUUUAUCAUAAUUACUAUUAAAAAACAAAUGAGACCUGAGCAGACGACAUCAAAUGCAUUCCUCCUCUUUAUUAUUGGUCCAAUAUAUCCAAAAACAAAAAUCAUUUGAGGUAAAGAUCAAAACAGCAUCAAUAUACAAGCUUAUUUAGAAUUCCAACAAGAGGUUAUUAACAUCCAAAUGUACAAUAAAAACUCUGAACGUAAACAGUACACACUGGGGGGCAGAAAUACAAAAAAGACUGAAGCUAGAUUCACACGUUCAUAAGUCAUCUGACUCUUAACCUUUCAUACAGGUUUGAUUGAUCAGGUUUGUCCUGUGAUGCAAAUCAGAUUUUCUCUUCAUGUGUGUAUCUGCAGGAAGAAGACAGGAGGAAAAGACGGGGAAAUUUGGCUUGGAAACAUUUGAUUUGUACAUUGUAGACAAACUAAAAUCCCGUCUCCCCUGACUCUCCCCUCUUUUCCAGAAUGAGACAAUAAAUAUAUGUCCCAACCAACCUCAA